Nicotiana attenuata is the source of this 1358-nucleotide messenger RNA. Its product is annotated as WUSCHEL-related homeobox 8-like. The record is from RefSeq and is a predicted model, not a curated record. The transcript is spliced from 3 exons. Gene Ontology annotation, molecular function: DNA binding; DNA-binding transcription factor activity. The coding region runs from base 178 to 987 and encodes 269 amino acids. Lineage: Eukaryota; Viridiplantae; Streptophyta; Magnoliopsida; Solanales; Solanaceae.
ACUGUGUCCACUUCAGUACUAGUCUUCUCUCCCGCUUUUGCUUUACUUUCUCGUUUCUUUUUACUCACUCUCUAUUUACUUCAAUUCAGACAAAAAAGAGUCACUAUUAUACAAUUUUGUGCUGACCCUUUUUAAGUAAUUAACCUAAAGGAAGAAGAAGAAGUGGUAGAGAUUAUUAUGGAGUGGGAAAAGCAGCAGCAGCCACCGCAGACGGCGGAGGAAAUGGGAGGAGGAGGAGGGGGUGGUGGGAUGUUUGUGAAAGUGAUGACUGAUGAGCAAAUGGAAGUUUUGAGGAAGCAAAUAGCAGUAUAUGCUACCAUUUGUGAACAGCUUGUUGAUUUGCAUAAAUCCAUGGCUUCCCAACAUGAUCUUGCUGGAGUCAGGCUGGGAAAUCUGUAUUGCGAUCCACUGGUGACAUCCGCUGGCCAUAAAAUCACUGGCAGACAACGCUGGACUCCAACACCUAUGCAACUUCAGAUUCUUGAGCGCAUCUUUGACCAAGGCAAUGGAACUCCAAGCAAACAGAAGAUCAAGGAGAUAACCUCUGAUUUAUCUCAACAUGGCCAAAUUUCUGAAACAAAUGUGUAUAAUUGGUUUCAAAACAGGCGUGCUCGAUCAAAAAGGAAGCAACAGGUUGCUACAACAAACAACACUGAAUCGGAGGUGGAGACAGAGGUUGAGUCACCCAAUGAAAAGAAAACAAGGCCAGAGGAUCUACAGUCUCCUCACAUGCCAACUUCAAGGGCUGAAGAUGUUGGCUAUCAGAACCCUGAAGUGAGCUCUGGAAUGCAUUCUCUAGAUCCACGAACCAGUAAACCCGAGCCUGUGUUUCCAUCAGAGGGUACUUCAAAACCUGCUGGAAGUUAUGGCGAAAUGUCCUUCUAUGGAAUGUCUAAUCCAAGAAUGGACCAGCUAAUGGGAAAGAUGGAAGGACCGGGGAGCUAUCAUCCAUAUCUACAUGCAGAAGACUACAACAUGACUGGCUAACAACCAAUUUGGAAACUGGAUUUCAACCGUGUUUUGAGAAAUUUAGAUUGAAACUAGAAGCCACAAACUCUUGCCAGAGUUUCUGAUCUUACCAUUAGCCGCUGAUCGGUGAUUAUAUAGCACAACAUUUUUGUGUAUGGAAAUAUGUACUUAUCGACUACGCUUAUAGGAACUAUAGUAAAUAGUACUAUCUGUUUAAACUAGUGAAGUACUUUCAGCUUUUCUGUGUUUGCAUUACUUUGUCCCUCUUUAGCAAUUCAUAUUAUUUCCCUCUAAAAACAAGGUUGUUUUUGUUGGGCUGCUUGUAGAUAGAAGUAUGGUGUUGUGAAUUUCUUCAGAAAUGUCUUUUGUUAUUCGUUUUUAUUUCUCCA